Messenger RNA from Scylla paramamosain (green mud crab), 2451 nucleotides. Its product is annotated as 2-phosphoxylose phosphatase 1-like. The transcript has 5 exons. Gene Ontology annotation, cellular component: Golgi apparatus. Lineage: Eukaryota; Metazoa; Arthropoda; Malacostraca; Decapoda; Portunidae. Gene Ontology annotation, biological process: dephosphorylation; chondroitin sulfate proteoglycan biosynthetic process; glycosaminoglycan biosynthetic process. The record is from RefSeq and is a predicted model, not a curated record. Gene Ontology annotation, molecular function: phosphatase activity. The coding region runs from base 772 to 2244 and encodes 490 amino acids.
UUGUAGCAUAAAUAUAUCUGCUAAAUGCACACACUGAGACCAGCAGAUCUUGCCCGUCAGCACAAUGGAGCUGGCCGGGGUUGCGGCGUGUAGCGGGAGACCCUCCCAUCGCGAGAUGGGCCACGGGGCGGAUCGAAGCGUCAACAUCACGGGCGGGAUGGCACUGGCACUGGCAGCGGUGGGCUGAGCAGGGUGAGUCUCCCAGCGAUGAUUGACUGUUGGGUUUUAGUUAACUCAUUAGUUUUUGUCAGCUCAAUGCUUGUGAUGGAAGCCACAAAGAUGCCGUGCAACAGAUGCAGAAUGAACACAGGAUUAUUAGACAUAUUAACUCUGUAAUGUUCGCCACACACAAAACCCGAGGCAUGCCCACUGGUUACUUGACAUGUUUGGUGCUGUGGCUGAGGCAGGAUGGGUAGUGUGACACAGUUAUGGAAAUCGUUUCCGUUUCCAACCCCUGCCGUCAUUCGCCUCCGAGGAGUGAAAGUACAGCGAUGCUGCGUAACUUGCAGUGUAGGCAGCUCAUCCAACCUGCCAGCCAGCCACACAAGUGCUGAUGACGUGUUUUCUUGGCGUCUUAAGACAUCGAGAACAAAGGUGAUUGCUGUAGCCUUGGAGUGUAUAGACCCGUGAUCUCCUUAAUGUGUUCAUACAGUCAGCAGAUUGGAAGGUGCAUGGUACCCUAGUCUUAACUGGUGUAGCUGACUUCAGAGUGUAAUUGUUAUGGUGUUGAUCUCCUGCCAUUAAGUCUAAAACUUCUAAGUCACAUCAACCAUGCGGUGGCAGAAGAAGUUCAAGGUUCUUCGUUGUUAUAUCCUCAUCUUGGGCUGGCUUGGAAUAAUUCUGCUCUUCUUAUCUUACUGGAGGGUGGAGACAGACCCAUCUCAUCCACCUGCACCCCUGAAGGUCAGUGGAGGAGGUGCACCACCACCUGGUCUCCUUCAGCAAGAAAAACCACGAGCCAAGAAGCUGCGCCAUCUGUGCAACCCACCGGACCGUAUCCAAAGGAACCAGGAGGGAGUGUUACCAUCCCAGUAUCAGCUGAGUGGAGUGGUGAUCUUACUGAGACAUGGGGACCGUGGACCAUUAAUACACGUGAGAAACUUAUCCAACAUCAAUUGUGGCCAUCACAGCUAUGGCACUCCUACUUACAAGAAGUAUGUGGGAGACAUACUUAAUGUGUCCCGUACCAAUACUUAUGUCAACUUUGUAGGCCCAUUUGUAAGGUUUCCAUUGCUACCUCCUCCAUCUCACUGUGGUCUGGGGCAUCUCACCCCACAAGGUGUAUUGCAGCAUUUACAGUUAGGCAGAGUGCUCAGGCAAGUUUAUCUCAGUGAGCUCAACUUGCUGAGUAACCACUGGGAAGAGGAAGAUAUUUUAGUGUAUUGCACUAAAUUUCGCAGAACGUUCCAGAGUGUAUUAGCCUUUCUUUACUCCUUCCUCCCAGACUUUAACAUCUCUAAGGUUCGUCUGCAGGAGGGGAAAGGCAUUAGCUUCUGUGGAGAGGACUGUCACUGUGAACAGUCUGACUACUUUGACCAAAGGUACGAACAGGAAAGACGGGACUAUCGCAGGUCACAUCCAGGCAUUGUGGAUUUAGUUCAUCGGGUUAACCCAUUAGUGAGGGAUGGUGAGGAAAUCAGUAAUCCCAUUACGAUGCGAGAUGCUUUGUUGUCCUAUGUAUGUCAUGGCGCCUCACUUCCCUGUGUGGAUGGUCGAUGUGUGAAGGUUGAGGAUGUAACAGGCCUUGUGUCAUAUGAAGAGUGGGAGGGGCGGCAGAAGCGUACCUCCUCCCAGCGUAAAGCAGCCAAGCUGAAGAUGUAUGGGUUACUUAAGAGUAUCACAGGAGUUGUAAACAGCAUGAUGGAAGACAGUCAUCCUCGUGUGGUGGUGUACUCUGGCCAUGACCGCACUCUCAAGUACCUUUUGGACACUCUUGGUAUACCAAACUACCAAUUGCCCCACUAUGCUUCCAGACUGGUGCUGGAGCUGUACCAAAACACCUCUACCACUCCUGGUCCAGAUUAUCAUGCUACAUACUUCUUCAGAAUGGUGUAUAAUGGGAAAGACAUUACUAAAUUUAUCCCCUUCUGUGACAGUAUAACUAUAAGGCAGCUGAAGUCAGGUAGUGUGAAGCGUGGUGCCAUCAGCUUGUGCAGUGUUAGCAAGUUGGUGAAUUUUCUCAGGCCAGAUGUGUACUUCAAGGAAUUUAAUGCAGCUUCUUUCAGAGAUGCCUGCCAUAAAUGAAAUUCUUAUAAGUAAUGCUCUUGAGAGAUAGUUGAAUGACAGUUUCUUUGACUAUUUUGUCCUGGCCUUUUUAAAGCCAAAGUUGAACUAUAAGGAUGAAAAGCAGGCAUCUAUAUUUGUCCCAUUGGUUCUUUUAGGAUGCAUUUUAAGGGAGCUGUCAUCAUGCCUCAUUGUAUUUCUAGUCCAAAUAACAUGUUUUGCUUUUUA